ACAACCAGAACCUCUCCAACCACGCUCCGUCCUACUCAGCCACAAACACAACCUCAUCCAACCACUCGCAAUGGCACACGACCUCCUGCAGAUCUCUUGGAUGGCCCCAGUCCUCCUGGUUGUAGUGGAGAUGUGUGUCGGUGAGAACACUACCAGCAUGCCAGAUGAUGAAUUUUCGACAAUAGAUUACGAUGGUUACCAACAACAGUGUAAAAAAAGAGACGUUCGGCAGUUCCGCUCCAAGUUCUUGCCUGCCAUGUAUGGCAUCAUCUGCUUUGUAGGCCUUGUAGGAAACGGCCUAGUGAUCUUGAGAUAUUUCCAUUUUAAGAGACUGAAAACCGGGACAGACUACUACAUGCUGAACCUGGCUUUGGCAGAUAUGCUGUUUCUUCUGACGCUACCUUUUUGGGCAGUCAGUGUGGCCCAGGAAUGGAUAUUUGGAAAUGGGGUGUGCAAGAUCAUCUAUUGUCUUUACAAAAUGAGCUUCUUUUGUGGAAUGUUCCUGCUCAUGUGCGUUAGCAUAGAAAGAUACUUUGCUAUCGUCGAGGCCCCGUCCGCCCAUCGUCACAGGUCCAAGACGGUGUUGAUCAGUAAGUUGUCCAGUGUCGGAAUAUGGGUGGUUGCAUUCUUCUUGUCCAUCCCUGAGCUGAUCUACAGUGGAGUAAAGGAGAUUGACUCCAUGAAUGUGUGCAUUAUAUUUUCUGAUGAAAUCGAUAGCCUCAAUGCAAAGUUGAAGGUGUCCCAGAUGUUCUUUGGCUUCCUCCUCCCGUUAAUCAUCAUGUCAUUUUGCUACAGCAUGAUAAUCAAGAAACUGCUCCAGGCGCGUAACUUUGAGAAGUACAAGGCCAUCAAGGUCAUCAUAGUCAUCGUCAUUGUCUUUGUGGUCUUCCAGCUGCCAUACAACAGCGUCAUGUUGAUCAGGACCUACUCUAACAUCACCUUGUGCGAGACAAGCAAGCAGAUGGAUAUUGCAGAUGAUGUCACGUACAGCUUGGCCUGCUUCCGUUGCUGUCUGAACCCAUUUCUCUAUGCCAUUAUUGGAAUCAAGUUCAGAAAUGACCUGAUCAAACUCUUUAAGGAUCUCGGCUGCGUAAGCAAGGAGAAGUUUGGCGACUGGGCAUCCACAACCAAGCCGAGUAAGAGAACAUCCAUUGCUCUAGAAACCACAGAGACAACCACCACAUUUUCCCCAUGAAAAGGCGAGGACUUGUAGCAAAAAUAAAAAUAAAAAACAUCAUAUUCCUUAACUGACUAUCAUUACUAACAUGUCCUGAGGCAUACCGGGAAUUCCAUGGACCUCUUAUAGAUAAUGAUCCUUGCAAUAAGGAAACCAUGAACUUAUGAAGACUUUAUUGAUAGCUACCGUAUAUUUGGAUAUAGAGAACGUCUGAUUAUAUCCAUGAAGUUGUGCUUUCUGAUGGGUCUGUGAUAAUCUUUUAGCUUAGUUCAGGGAUAUAUACAGUAUAUAUAUAAGGUAUGUUAGUAGGCCUUUACUUGGUCCACCUUUAUUGGACCCAAACUAGCUACAGUCAGAACAGGCAAACAAAGUUUCAACUCGGGAAAGGAUUAUGACGUUUUGUCUGAAUAUCAAAUAUCAAUAUUUCAGGUAACAUAUUUUGGAGCCCAUUACAAAUAUGAUCUAAAAUCAAACCCGUGUCAGCAAAGUCAUCGUAUUUAGAACCAGAAAUAAUACAAAUAAUGAAGCAAGCGAAAUGUAAGAUUCUUAGACAAACAUUAAACUAUGCUUAGAGCAAUCUAAAAAAAUAUUAAAAAUACACAACCUUGGGGUAUACAAUGAAUCCUCAAUGUAUGUGACGCUUUAUCACCUGUUUGUAUAACACAAUUGUGUGUCUGGAAGAAAACACACAGAUAUUGAAGCUGCUGGUAUGGGGAAGCGCGCUGGGUUAUUUUCACCAAUUGUGUCUUUUUGCCACUUUUAGUGAUUUUUGGAUAUUUCUUUCAACAUUAAAUGAUGUUACGCUCAAAAUAGGAUAUUUUUAUGCUUUCUUGAAAAUAGAGAGAGAAUAGCAAAAUAG
This is a messenger RNA of Spea bombifrons (plains spadefoot toad), 2036 nucleotides long. It is a transcript of the gene CCR7, whose product is annotated as C-C motif chemokine receptor 7. The transcript is spliced from 3 exons. Gene Ontology annotation, cellular component: membrane. Gene Ontology annotation, molecular function: chemokine (C-C motif) ligand 19 binding; C-C motif chemokine 19 receptor activity; chemokine (C-C motif) ligand 21 binding. Lineage: Eukaryota; Metazoa; Chordata; Amphibia; Anura; Pelobatidae. The record is from RefSeq and is a predicted model, not a curated record. Gene Ontology annotation, biological process: chemotaxis; inflammatory response; immune response. Bases 71 to 1195 code for a protein of 374 amino acids.